Molecule: messenger RNA, 7446 nt
Organism: Struthio camelus australis
Lineage: Eukaryota; Metazoa; Chordata; Aves; Struthioniformes; Struthionidae
Gene: KCNH7
Product: potassium voltage-gated channel subfamily H member 7
Biological process (GO): membrane repolarization during action potential; potassium ion transmembrane transport
Cellular component (GO): plasma membrane
Molecular function (GO): inward rectifier potassium channel activity
Source: RefSeq, a predicted model, not a curated record
GGCUGGCUCUUGCUAAGCCACGCUUGAGUAAUCCGAGCUGCUGCGCGCCGUGGUGAAGCCCGGAGGGGGGAACGUCACUCCCUCCGGCAGCGGAGCAACAUGAGUCUUCCAGCCCUCUAACCAUCACUACAGCGUCGGAAACUGCCGGGUCACAGCCUUUUGCUUUGGAAAAUUGGCGAUGUUUGGUGCUCGAGAUCGGUUACCCUUGUAAUCUCUCCUCCCCCCCUCCUCGCUGCUUACCCCACCCCUACCCACCCCAGACAAUAGCGUCCGAGGUCCUCCUGGAAAAAAAAAUAGAAAAGAAAGCAAGGAAAGAAAGAAAGAAAAAGAAAGAAACUGGAGGAUGGAUCUGACUCCAGUAGGAAAAGCGUGUGUCUAGAAGUGGUGCUAAUGGGAAGAGAUUUCCGAGCUCCAGAGGACGAUGGUUUGUCACAAAGGGUAGCUGGCUCGGUGCUUUGGGCUGGAGCCGUGUAGGAGAUCCUUGGAGAAGUCGUUGUGCACAGACAGCCGAAGAUCUGUACAAACAUGCCUGUUCGCAGAGGUCAUGUGGCACCACAAAAUACAUUUUUGGGUACAAUCAUACGAAAAUUUGAAGGGCAAAAUAAAAAAUUCAUCAUUGCUAAUGCUAGAGUGCAGAACUGUGCUAUCAUCUAUUGCAAUGAUGGGUUCUGUGAGAUGACUGGAUUCUCCAGGCCAGAUGUCAUGCAGCAACCUUGCACCUGUGAUUUUCUUCAUGGACCAGAGACCAAAAGACAUCAUAUUGCUCAAAUUGCCCAAGCACUGCUUGGGUCAGAGGAGAGGAAAGUAGAAGUCACCUAUUAUCACAAAGAUGGAUCUACCUUCAUUUGCAACACCCACAUAAUCCCAGUGAAAAAUCAAGAGGGAGUAGCAAUGAUGUUUAUUAUUAACUUUGAGUACGUAACAGAUGAAGAGAAUACUGCAUCUCCUGAGAAGUGCAACCCAAUACUGCCAUCCAAACUUGUAAAUCAUGGUAACAACCUUUCAAGUGGCUCUUCUUCAGGCAAACUUUUUGGGUUCAGGUUACCUGGACUGAGGCUCUUAACAUACAGAAAACAAUCCUUACCACAGGAAGAUCCUGAUGCAGUGAUAGUGGAUUCAUCUAAGCACAGCGAUGACUCAGUGGCCAUGAAGCACUUUAAAUCACCUACAAAAGAAAGUGUUAGCCCUUCAGAAGCGGAUGACACAAAAGCACUGAUUCAACCCAGUAAAUGUUCUCCUUUGGUUAAUAUAUCAGGACCUCUGGAUCAUUCAUCACCUAAACAGCAAUGGGACAGACUUUAUCCCGACAUGAUACAGACAAGCAAUCCACUAACCCAUUCCAGAUCAAAGGAAAGCAUUUGUAGUAUACGGAGAGCAUCUUCAGUACAUGAUAUAGAAGGUUUUAACAUCCAUCCCAAGAACGUUUUUAGGGACCGACAUGCAAGCGAAGUUUCUCGUUCCUGGAUGGCAGGGGGCCCUUUUAAUCAUAUCAAGUCAAGUCUGUUGGGAUCCACAUCGGAUUCAAAUCUCAACAAAUACAGUACAAUCAACAAAAUUCCUCAACUCACCUUGAACUUUUCUGAUAUCAAAAGUGAAAAAAAAUCUUCAUCUCCUCCUUCUUCAGAAAAAACAAUUAUUGCACCUAAGGUGAAAGACCGAACGCACAAUGUAACAGAGAAGGUUACCCAGGUUCUGUCCUUAGGAGCUGAUGUUCUACCAGAAUAUAAACUCCAGACACCUCGCAUCAACAAGUUUACUAUAUUGCACUAUAGUCCUUUCAAAGCUGUCUGGGACUGGCUCAUUUUGUUGCUAGUAAUAUACACCGCCAUAUUCACCCCUUACUCUGCUGCUUUCCUCCUGAAUGAUAGUGAAGAACGGAAGAGAAGAGAGUGUGGAUAUUCCUGCAGCCCACUGAAUGUUGUGGACUUAAUUGUGGAUAUUAUGUUUAUCAUUGACAUUCUAAUAAACUUCAGAACAACAUAUGUAAACCAGAAUGAAGAAGUGGUAAGUGACCCAGCAAAAAUAGCAAUUCACUACUUCAAAGGCUGGUUCCUAAUUGACAUGGUUGCUGCAAUACCUUUUGACCUGCUGAUUUUUGGCUCUGGCUCUGAAGAGACAACAACAUUAAUAGGUCUUCUGAAGACAGCUAGACUGCUGCGUUUGGUGAGGGUAGCACGGAAAUUGGACAGAUAUUCAGAAUAUGGUGCUGCAGUUCUGAUGCUCCUUAUGUGCAUAUUUGCACUAAUUGCACACUGGCUUGCUUGCAUUUGGUAUGCCAUUGGAAAUGUAGAAAGACCUUACUUGGCUCAUAAGAUUGGCUGGUUGGAUUCUCUAGGAGAACAAUUAGGAAAGCAUUACAAUAAAAGUGAUGCAAGUUCUGGACCAUCCAUCAAGGACAAAUACGUUACAGCACUUUAUUUUACCUUCAGCAGUCUGACAAGUGUAGGAUUUGGAAAUGUGUCUCCAAAUACCAACUCAGAGAAAAUCUUUUCCAUUUGUGUCAUGUUGAUUGGCUCAUUAAUGUAUGCGAGUAUUUUUGGAAACGUAUCUGCAAUAAUCCAAAGACUCUAUUCGGGAACUGCACGGUAUCACAUGCAGAUGCUGCGAGUAAAGGAGUUUAUACGCUUUCAUCAAAUCCCUAACCCUUUGCGGCAGCGACUUGAGGAAUACUUCCAGCAUGCGUGGACAUACACCAACGGCAUUGACAUGAAUAUGGUCCUGAAGGGGUUUCCAGAAUGCUUACAAGCUGACAUUUGUCUGCAUCUCAACCAAAAUUUGCUUCAGAACUGCAAAGCUUUCCGAGGAGCCAGCAAAGGCUGCCUUCGAGCUUUGGCUAUGAAGUUUAAAACAACACACGCACCUCCUGGAGACACUUUAGUGCACUGUGGAGAUGUUCUCACCGCUCUUUACUUUGUGUCAAGAGGCUCCAUUGAAAUCCUUAAGAGUGACAUUGUUGUAGCCAUUCUUGGGAAAAAUGAUAUUUUUGGAGAGAUGGUACAUCUUUAUGCAAAACCAGGAAAGUCGAAUGCAGAUGUGAGAGCGUUAACAUACUGUGACUUGCAUAAGAUCCAACGAGAAGACCUACUAGAAGUUUUAGAUAUGUAUCCUGAAUUUUCUGAUCUCUUCCUCACCAAUCUAGAACUGACUUUUAAUCUGAGAGAUGAAAGUGCAAAGUCUGACCUCGUAAUAAGAUCACAAACUACUAAUGAUUCGGAUGGAGAUAACUUCAAACUACGAAGACGGAAAUUGUCCUUUCAAAGUGAAAUAGAGAAAGGUUAUUUCAAAGAGAAUAAUCGGAGUGAUCUUGAACACUCAGGGGACAAUACUAGAUAUUAUCAAUCUACCAAGAAACACUUUGAAGAGAAAAGAAGUGGAUCAUCAUCUUUUGUGUCAUCUAUUGAAGAUGAGCAAAAACCCCUGUUCUCUGGGAUAGCUGAUUAUCCUUCUAUAACAGGGAAAACCACAGAGGUUGAUAUUGAAGAAAUGGUCCAUGCAACAGAAGAUAUUCUUAUUGGCAAAAGCAGCAAUUCUUGCAAAGAUAUCACUGACAAAAGAAACUGGGGGCAGGAGGACAUCAGGGAGUACCAGGACUCUCCAAGUCAGUCAGCAUUACCCCACGUUACAUGGGGCAUUUGCGAAACUGAAAGCGACUUCAUAUAUGGGGAAGUGGAGAAUCGGUUAGAUUUACUUCAGGAACAACUCAACAGGCUUGAAUCCCAAAUGACUGCCGAUAUUCAAACCAUCCUGCAGCUUUUGCAAAGGCAGUCAGCGCUCAUUCCACCUGCCUAUAGCAUGGUAACUGCAAGCGUAGAAUAUCAACAGCCAGCUCUCCGGGUGAUGCAAAAACUUCAUCCUGUAGCAUCAAUUAAAACAGACAGAAGUUUCAGUCCUUCAUCGCAGUGUCCCGAGUUCCUAGACCUUGAAAAAUCAAAACUUAAAUCCAAAGAAUCCCUCUCAAGUGGAGUGCAUCUUAACACAGCAUCAGAGGACAACCUGGCUUCUUUUUUAGAUCAAGAACGUGACCAGUCUGUAGAGCGUCCCCCACAGCACUACAGAACAACUUACCUCCACCCAGUUAGGCACCCUUCCUUGCCAGAAUCUUCACUAAGCACUGUAGGAAUCUUGAGUCUUCAUAGGCAUGUUUCUGAUCCUGGUCUUCCUGGGAAAUAAUACUUUUAUACUAUUAUUUCACAUAAAAACGUAAGUGCUUUUAAUGGCUGUUUUUCCUUUUUUGUAUUAAAAUCCUCUAUACUUGACUCAGGGGCUAUAAGGAAUUAACCAUUAUAUGCAAAAGUACUGUAUAUUUUCCUAAAUCUGAAGCUUGUAAGGUAAAGUUGAGCAGUUCUGAUGUAAAUAUAUAUAUAUAUAUAUACACACACACUAUCUGUAUGUUCCAAAUGUAAAACUGCCAGCAUUCUCAAGGCACCUUAUAUUUUUAUUUUUUUUAAAUACAUGCAUGUUCUGAAAUUACAGCUUACGUUGCAUGGAGAUUACUAUUUACUGCUUUCACAGAAAUAGUACUUUAUUGUGGGUAUGUCUUCAGAGCAAAUAAGAGAUCAAUUCAUAAGAAUAAUCCGCAUAGAAGAGACUCCUACUCAACCAAGCUACUCUGAAAUUUAUGUAAAAACUUCUAGCUCACUUUUGAAAAUUUAGUUAUCUUUCUUAUAGUGAGCUUUUUAUAGUCAAUGGUAAUGAUUCUGCAUCCAGAGAAAGGAUAAGGUAAGCAAGUCUUCUGGCUUCAAAACAAUUAAGACAAGGAAAGUAGCCUCCUUCAAAACUAGCGGAAGUAAGGCAAUAUUUUAACAGACAAACUUGGCCACAUCCUGGAAAAUAUCACAUUCAUAAAAACACAUUAAUGGUAUCGUUUGUUUCAGUACUUUUUUUUGUUUUUUAAGUUCUCAUCAUAGAGGUUAGCUGCAAUGAACAGGCAGGUACUCUUCAUCUGUCACACAAACAUAAUCAAAUGCAAUAAAUCUAAUUUCUAUAUAGUACAGAAGACUGUGUUCCUUUUGUUCAAUGCAAAUUCUUAAGGACCUAUAUAAUUUAAAAAAUGCUUUACUAAUUUUUGUUUUAUAAUGAUCACAGUUGUUGUUUGCACUUAUCUCUUAUGACUGUCUGGUCCCUCCACAAAGAUCCAAAAUAUAUAAGUAUGCAGACACAGGUGCACUACAUGCAUAUUCUAUUCCUGUAUGUGUGCAUGUGUGAAUAUAUGUACAUAUGUGUGUACAUAUGUGUGUAUUUGUUUAUAUACACACAUAUACACAAAUGUGUGUAUAUACCUACACCUACAUGUAGGAAUACAGACAUACAAAUAUAUAUACAAAUAUAUAUAUAUAUAUGUAUAUAUGUAAAAUCACUUUCAGGAACAUUGUAAACUUUCUUAUUACAAAUCAAGUAAGCUUAGCUUGGUCCAAAGCUGACUACAUUAGUAUAAAAUGAUUUAAGGUCCGUAGGCUUUAAAUACAGUAUGUACUGUAUGUGCAUAAUGCUUUGUGAAUACUUAAGAUUUAAUUUUAUUAAAAUAUUAUUCUGCUUCAAAUGUUGUGUCUUUUUUAGAAGGAACUGACCUUUUUAUUACUGUUUUUAAAAAUUUAAAAGUGUUCACAUGAUUUUCUAAUCUUAAACAAAGCUUUUACGUAAAAUUUCUCUAGGAAGAGAACUGAUUUCUGAAAAGCUGACACGUGACCCAAUUAGAGGGUAAGCAGUUAAAUUUUAACUAAAAUCAAAUUAAAGUCUGUUCUAAACCAGCGCUGUAGAUCAAUGCAAUAGUAGUUGACCCUCAUGUUAACAGAUAUAUACGUUAUCUGUAUGGGGGGGGGGUCAGAGCGACAUCUCACACUUCUAGUCACACACUGCCAAUAGAUAAACACAGGGUGGCUGAAUCUCCUCUCAUUUACAUUAGUGGGACUGUUGAGUUACUGAACAAGGCACUGCUUUUUUAGCUUUGUAUUUAAAGAUACAGAAAUGAAUUAACUGAAUAUGUUUGUAAGCGAAAUCCAGAUCUUUCCAUACAAGACCAAAUUUUCUUUUGCCUGAUGCUAGUGUUGACUGCUGAAAGGUCCAAAUCGUACAAUUUGCUGACUGUUCUUACUACUACCAUGACGACAGAAGUCUGUGCUGUUUAGUAUCUUGCAGGAUCAGAUCCUAAGUGAUAGCACCAUUGGGCCAGCUAGAAUCUCUGCCUCCAUCUACUCCAUUGAAACAAGAGUACUAAAUAACAAAGGAAAUAGUUUCUUUUUUUUUUUUUUUGAACAGUAAGAGUUAACAGCUUCUGCUCAAUCUCAGUCUAAUAUCAGUAUCUUUCACAAAGAAAAAAAAUUUUCUAAAAAAGUAUUUGUUAUGCUAGAUUUACAAGUCUAGUACAAAUUGAAAAUAAAAUUCAUGAAAAAUAUAACAGGUGAAUAUUGCUUUAGAAAAGGCAUUUUGUCCAAUUUCAUUAUUUAUUAUUUCACAUUUAUGCCAAGAGACUGAACAAAACAGGUGGACUGGAAAAGGAGAUUCAGGGAAGGGGAGAAGCAACAACUGUUGCAUUGCUCCAAGUGAAGGAAAAGCUCCCUCCCUUACUGCUUUUCUUGGCUCACAGAAGCUUUAUUCAUUUCUGUAUUUAUCGAACAGAAGAGUCUGAAAUGGUGCCGAAUAAGGGAGGCUUUGCAUAGCUACGGAGAUUCAAAGCUCCCUAAACAUCCGCCAAUGAGUGGACAAACAAAACACAUAAGACAACUUCCAGCUAGGAGAACUCUAACUGUCCUUUCUCUGCCAGAGAAGAAAGAUCUGUCUUCUCAGAUACCUUCUUUUCUCCUUUAAGUACAGUGAGGCACAUAAAGACCCACUGCUUCAGGCUUCUUUUCUUCUAGAGACAGGUAAAAAUGAUUGGUUUUGGAAAUGUGGUAUUUUUCUAAACAGCAAAAAUUCUCUUAUUUUCAGUUUUUCUGGGCAAGGUUCCCCUGAAGUCCAGUCUGAUUCUGAAUUGGUGGAAAUGGCUCUGCGUUACACAAAUAAAGCUAGGAGUUAUGUAAGGGCUGCAUACCCAUACAUUGCAAUACACAGUUGUAACAUAUGCAUAAAGGCUCUCAGACCUUUAGGCUCUAGUCCUGCUUAAGCAGCUACUUACAUUUAAAACCUGAAGCUAAAAAUAUGUAUAAAAUUAUAACCUGUAGCUGUGGAGAAGUAUCCUGAAAAUUCAUGAACAGCUAAUGCAACUGAAGUGUCAAAGCAACUGGGCUAAUCACAGCAAAUGCCAGAGGUGAGAUGGUACAAAGCAGCAGAGCUCCGCAUGACAUUAUAUUAGCUCCCACGAACUGUGGGCUUAGUUCAAUGUUUAAAGCAAAAAGAGCAGAGAUUCUGAGGCUUCUCAAUAGUUAAGCUGUGCAGUAACAGGUACCAUUGGCAUGUGCAUGUCCACAUACAUGCACAAAUUUACCUUAACGUCCAUGUGUAAUACAUGUC